This is a messenger RNA of Aspergillus ibericus CBS 121593, 1980 nucleotides long. RefSeq lists its product as uncharacterized. The annotation marks the transcript as partial. The record is from RefSeq and is a predicted model, not a curated record. The transcript has 5 exons. Lineage: Eukaryota; Fungi; Ascomycota; Eurotiomycetes; Eurotiales; Aspergillaceae. Gene Ontology annotation, biological process: regulation of DNA-templated transcription; DNA-templated transcription. Gene Ontology annotation, molecular function: zinc ion binding; DNA binding; DNA-binding transcription factor activity, RNA polymerase II-specific.
ACUAGUUAUCCAAUGGAUCCAUCUCAGGGCGAGAAGACGAAGGUGAGAUCUCGCGGGAAAUAUACUACUAAAGCGUGCGAAGAAUGCCGGCGACGGCGAGCCAAGUGCGACGGGUUGAAACCUUCUUGCUCCAGAUGUCUUCAGUGGAAGCUAUCAUGCCAGUAUUCGGUUACUGAAGAUGGUCGUCGACCGGCUCCCAAGUCUUACGUCCUGCUUCUUCGGCAGCGUAUUGAAUCACUGGAGAAAUUACUACACCAGCAUGGCAUUGAUACCAACGACCAGGGCUCCCGACCCCCUGAUAGAAGCUUGGAUAGCAAGUUGGCCCAGGACCAAUUAGAUGACGCAUGCUCGGCAAUGGAUAGUCUGUGUGAGACUCUCAAAGGCCAGCUAUCUCUGGACGACUCGUUGAAUUUUGACAAUGAUGGCGAGAUGCGGUAUUUCGGGCCUACCAGUGGAAGACUCGGCUUUCAGGGCCCCUUGCCAAAGGCCAGUCCAGGCACUUCCGUUGCUGUUCCCGAGCUGGACCCAGUGCUCAAUAGCAUUGAUGAUUAUCUCGGCUUCACCGUUGAGAGCUCGGCUACUGGCAACGAAAUUCCUGCAUCCCUCCAAAACCAUCUCAUUGAUCUCUACUUUACGUGGGACCAGCCAUGGUACCCUAUUGUAGAUGAGACCCUGUUUAGAGAGAGCAUGAACAAUGGAGGCUGGUAUUGGACCCCAUUACUUCAUUAUUCGAUCCUUGCCUUGGGUUCUCGAUACUCAGAUAGCUUGGAAGUUCGCUUAGUCCCUGAUGAUCCUAACUCGGCUGGGCAAGGCUUCCUCACGCAGGCGAAAGAUCUGCUUCAGUCGGAAAUGGAACACCCGACUCUUGUGACCAUCCAGGCACUAGGGGUUAUUGGCCUUGUUUACAUUGCAAUAGGUAAAGAUGCAGCAGGCUGGCUACACCAUGGAAUGGCCGAUCGGCUCUGUCUGGACAUGGGGUUGAACAUCGAUCCCGCGGGCUUUGAAGGAACAGUGGCGAUAUCGGCCAGAGAAGCCCGAUUGCGAAGGCAAAUUUAUUGGACCUUGUACUGUCAUGAUAAGCUUUCAGCUACUUAUACAGGGCGAAUAUGCUCUAUGCUUGACCAACAAGGAGCCGUCGAGUUGCCAUCGGAUAUCGACGACCAGAGUGAUGCGAAAACACCCCUGCCAAUCCGGGAAGCCUUGAUACCUCUGCAACGAGCCAUGAUUAAGAUCUGUCAAAUUACAGAGAAGAUACUACUUUCAAUGUGGGCUCCCAAGCCUCUUAUGAAGGAGCCCGAGCGACCGGCAUUUUUCAAGUCCAGCCUUCUGGCCUUAAGAACCUGGUUUUAUGAUCUUCCUCCGGGGCUCCGGAUUGAUCGCCCCAACAAUGUGCCUCACGCAUACACGCUGCAUAUGAUCUAUCAUACCACAUCGAUUCUCCUUGCCAAACCGUUUCUCAUGCGAUCCAGCUCCGACUCCGUGCCUGCCGAUGGCAUUGUGGAGCAGGCUCGCUUAGUCUGCAGGGACGCAGCCAAGUCAAUGUGUCUGGUGGCUCAGAAGUACAGCCGUGUGUUCGGCGGUUUUCAGCGUAGUCCUAUUUCGGCUACGCAUUGCACGCUGUCCUCUGCUUGGGUCAUUCUAGAUGAACCAGACUGUCCUACGAAGCGCAAUCAGCUGCACGUGUGCCUGACUGUACUUGAUCAACUGGCUACAUCGUGGUAUCCAGCACGACACAUUGCGAAUAACCUCAGGAAGCUUUCAAUUGUCCCAACCGAGGUGUCCUCGGAGGGUGACAUUACUGCGGAAGCAAUCGGUGUUAAUAACCCUGUCCCAUCUACGUCUGAAGUACUGGGCACUUCCAGCGAGGAGGCUAGAUUGGACCUCCAUAAUCCUUUUGGACCUGGUUUUACCGCAUGGAGCCAAUUGCCAGAUGACUACGGGUACUUUGACCUGUUGAAUCAAGUAGCAUGGGAUCGUUCA